CCUAGGCAUCCCCCGGCCCCGCCCUCCUCCCUCCUCUGCUCCCUCCCCCCCUUCGUCCGGCUCUAAGUUGUCAAUCAGGCGCCAGGGCUGAGAUAGGCGACGGCAGCGGGCGGAGACGGGCAGCUACGCCACAGCCCAGCGGCGGCCAUUCGUGGAAAAAUAGGCCGACCUGCUCCUCCCAGCUCCGGCAGCGACCGGCCUUCUCUCGCCGCUACCCCCAGCACCCCGCCCUCGGUCCCUCCCCUCCCUCCUCCUCGAGCCGCGCCUCAGCGGGCGUUAAUGCGGGAUGAGCGAUCAAAAGAAGGAGGAAACUAUGCCUUCCGAGGGAGAGAAAUCUCCUGAGGCUGAGAACAACAAUAAGAACAAAAAAACUGGAGCUUCUCAGGAUUCUCAGCCCUCCCCUCUGGCUCUGUUGGCAGCAACCUGCAGUAAAAUAGGAACUCCUGGUGAGAAUCAAUCAACUGGACAACAGAUUAUUAUAGAUCCGAGUCAGAGUUUGGUUCAGCUUCAGAGUCAACCACAGCAGUUAGAAUUAGUGACAACUCAACUUGCUGGAAAUGGUUGGCAACUUGUUGCAGCUCCUCCUGCUUCAAAAGAAAACAACAACCAGCAAACAUCUUCUGUUAUUUCAACUAUAGCAAGUCCCUCCAAUAGCAACAAUGGAAAUGUAUCUCCCUCAAAAACUAAAUCAAGUAAUUCUUCUGGAGUAACUCCAGGACAAUUUCAAGUCAUCCAACUUCAGAAUUCAGGUGGUAGCGUUCAGUACCAAGUGAUUCCACAAAUUCAGACAACAGAAGGUCAACAAAUUCAGAUAAAUCCUGCUAAUGCCACAACUCUGCAAGAUAUACAGGGUCAGAUUCAGCUUAUUCCUGCAGGGAAUAAUCAAGCUAUCAUUGCAACUGCAAAUAGAACAGCUUCUGGAAAUUUUAUUGCUCAGAAUUUGGCAAAUCAAACAGUGCCUGUCCAGCUUAGGCCUGGUGUUUCUAUUCCAUUGCAGCUACCUAUUGCUGGUACUCAGGCUCAAGUUGUAACUUCAUUGCCUAUAAAUAUUGGGGGAGUGACUCUAGCAUUACCUGUAAUAAAUGUUGCAGCAGGUAGUAGUUCUGGACAAGUUGUCCAAUCCACUGAUAGUGGGCUAUCCAAUGGAAACCAGCUGUUGUCCACACCUGUCACAACAACUUCUGUUAGUGCUAUGCCUGAAUCUCCUACUUCCACUUGCACAACCACAGCCUCAACAGGAUUAACAGGCAGUGAAACAUUAGUUAAUACUGGAGAAACAGGCCAGUAUGCAAGCACAGCAAAUAGUUCUGACACUAGUACUGAAGAAGCUCAAACUACCACAUCUGAAACAGAGGCACAAAAUUCUAGUCAGCUUCAAUCCAAUGGAUUGCAAAACGUACAGGAUCAGUCAAAUUCACUACAACAGGUUCAAAUAGUAGGUCAGCCUAUUCUCCAGCAGAUCCAGAUCCAACAGCCUCAGCAGCAGAUCAUUCAAGCAAUUUCUCCACAAUCUUUCCAGCUUCAGUCAGGACAAACUAUUCAGGCUAUUCAGCAACAAUCAUUGCAAAAUGUUCAGCUGCAAGCAGUGAGUCCAACACAAGUACUCAUUAGAGCACCAACUUUAACCCCAUCAGGACAAAUCAGCUGGCAGACAGUACAAGUCCAAAAUCUUCAAAGUCUUUCAAAUCUCCAAGUUCAAAAUGCUGGGCUACCCCAGCAAUUAACUAUUACCCCUGUGUCUUCAAGUGGUGGUACAAUUGCGCAAAUAGCACCAGUAGCUGUUGCUGGCACACCAAUAACACUUAAUGCUGCUCAGAUUGCUUCAGUGCCUAAUCUUCAAACCGUAAGUGUGGCCAACUUGGGUGCUGCAGGUGUUCAAGUGCAAGGAGUGCCAGUCACUAUUACAAGUGUUGCAGGUCAACAACAAGGACAAGAUGGAGGAGUGAAAGUACAGCAAGCAACAAUAGCUCCUGUAACUGUAGCGGUUGGAGGUAUAGCUAAUGCAGCAAUGGGUGCUGUUAGUCCUGAUCAAAUAACUCAAGUGCAGCUGCAACAAGCUCAGCAAGCAUCUGAUCAAGAAGUGCAGCCUGGCAAAAGAUUAAGAAGAGUUGCUUGUUCAUGCCCUAAUUGUAGAGAAGGGGAUGGAAGAAGCAGCAAUGAACCAGGAAAAAAGAAACAACAUAUCUGCCAUAUUGAAGGCUGUGGUAAAGUAUAUGGGAAAACAUCUCAUCUCCGGGCACAUCUUCGUUGGCAUACAGGGGAAAGGCCAUUUGUGUGCAAUUGGAUCUUCUGUGGGAAAAGAUUUACAAGAAGUGAUGAAUUGCAGAGACAUAGACGAACCCAUACAGGGGAGAAAAGAUUUGAAUGUCCAGAGUGUUCUAAAAGAUUUAUGCGAAGUGAUCAUCUCUCCAAGCAUGUCAAAACACAUCAGAACAAGAAGGGUGGAGGAACAGCCCUUGCUAUUGUUACCUCAGGUGAAUUGGACCCUUCAGUUACUGAGGUUCUUGGAUCUCCAAGGAUUGUUGCAGUAGCAGCCAUUUCUCAAGAUUCAAAUCCAGCAACCCCAAAUGUUUCAGCAAACAUGGAGGAAUUCUGAAAUAAUAUUACAUAGAUGCCUAGAACUGCACUUAAGUUUACAUACUUUUCAAGAUAAAGAAGUGGGCUGAUAAAAGUGUAUAACAGAGCAGAAUAUCAUGUAUUCAGUCUUGAUUACUAUAAGUAUUCCAAGCUGGAAAAUUAGCAUAGAAAGUGUACUUUGUACAAUAAGACAACAUUAAAAAAACAGAAUCAAUUCAUAGAGAUAAAUUAUGGAUAAAACAGAUUAGGAAAAUAUUAUUCUCACACAGCACUGAUUUCUGUAGCUCUGUAUCGUAUAAACAAUUUUUAAUUGGAUUUAUCGGAUAUAAAUGUUUGUUGUAACAACAAACUAUAAGAAUAUGCAACAGAAUUGCUGCUGAUUAAAGUUUUCCUUAAAAAAUAUAUAUAGUAUUUUCAUGGGAAUUUACUUUGUCCAAAAGACACAAAAAUGUGAAGUACUCUGGUGAAGAUGAAAACUUUCUUCUUUGGGCCAUCUUUAUUCAUUUGUUAAAAAUCAGAUGGCAGCAUAUGAAAUGGAUCUGAGGUACAUCUCAGAUAAUUGUGGCCGCUACAUUAUAGUAGUGUAUAUAAUGACAAUCAGUAAACACAGAUUAUCCUCUUUCUAGGAGAGAUGAGAGAUCUAAAGAGCCAGUUUAUUCUGCAGUAAAUACUGAAUUUUAGAAAUAUAUUGACAUAAAACUUUAAUUAAUUUCUAUGUAAAAAUUAAAUUUGAUAAUAUGUGUUAAAAAUCUCGUAUCUUAAUUCAUCCCAUUUCAUAACACAGGAUCUAUUGUUAAAAAGUGCUUAAUCUCUGUUUUGAAGCCAGUAAUUUAAAUAUUUAAAUUUUAUUCAACAUUUGUUGAUAAUGGAAAGUAGAAUGUUAUAAGAAUGUAGCAUUUAUGCACCAUUUAUAACAUUUUUUUCAAUAGCAAAAAUUAUGAUAAAUAUACUGAAAAAUUUAGAAUUAAUCAAACUAACCAAAGAAAAAAUGAGCAACCAAAAGUAUGACUCUGAAGUAAUGAUCUGUUACCUUUAUUCCUUAUGAAAAAUAUUGGCUGGGAUCCAAAGAGCUAAUUUUGGUUUGCUCAGGAGUUUCCAGCAAGUAAGAAGAUUUCAACCUUUUCUUUCCUUUGAAAAAUAUCUUGUGCCACUUAACAAAUUGUGGUGCCCUGGGUGCUUAGUUAUUUGCUAAUAUACUAGGUAACAUCCUCAAUGAUAGAAGGAGUGGUUCUGAUCUCUGUUUAUAUACUGUAACUUGCCCUCUUAGUAGGGUUGAGUUGUGGUUUUCUCGUCGGUAGUCCCUUGAUUAGCCUUUUGUAUAUUGCUUGAUUGUUUGUCUGAGUUGGUACUCCCAAUUAAGGUUUAUAAUAACCAUUAUGUAAGACAGAAGGCUAGCAGAAUGCAGUUAAUGAUAGUUAGUUAGAAGACAAGAUAAAAAUUGCUUCAUUUCAUAAUACAUGGAGAGAUUUAAUCAUGGUUUCAAUGGGAAACUCUCACCAUUCUAGACCAAACCAAAUAAAAAAAUGCUAGGGAAUUCCUGGAAGUAAAGUAGGUACAUAAGAUAAACAGGUAGGAUGUUUAGAUGCAUAAAGAUAAACGACAUUUAAUUAUCAUUCAAAAAAGAAUAAAAAAACUAAAAAGAAAACAAAAAAAAUCAAAACAUCUCUUCUCCAACAAUCAAUACCCAGGAAAACAGAGAUUAAUACCAGACAAUCAAGCAGUAAAUAACAGUAUAGUCAAAGAACUACCAAGAAAAAAAUGUCGUCCCCAUCUAUUUUAACAGGGCAAGUUGCUGCACAACUCAUUCACUCACAUCACUGAGAUGUUAUCUAGUCUGGUAGAGAAACGUCUGCUUAAGCAAACAAUCAAGAGAGUACCAAGAACUCCACAAUUCCAAUGCUGAGUUAUAUGUAUUCUCUUCUAUUGAUUUAACAGUUUGGAUGCACAGAGUAUUUUGCAAAAGUUUUUUGGAGUCUAGCAAAUUUUUACAUGUUUCCCUUUCUAUGUCACAGAAACUAAACAAACCAGUGAACAGUGAAAAAAUAAUUAUUUUCAUUUUUCAGAAACAAAAUAUAUUCUGAACAUGUAUGGAGGUGAUGUGUCUCUAAUGUGGGUUUUUUAAAUAACAGUUCACUGAAAAAUGGUAAAACCAAAUGAAAAUUGUUACAGAUCCAGUUCUUUUUACUGAUUGCUAUUCAUCCAAUUUGGUUCCUUGGGAAGGAAUACACAUUUUGUCUAUAUAUCGAUUGUUAGCAUCUAGAUGAGCAUAUUGGUUUAUGGACAGGAAUCUUUAUCUAUCUUAAUUGCAUUGUGAAUUUUUUUUCCUGUGCAACUAUCUUUUGCUGCAUUGUGACAAUCGGAAUGCAGAAAAAAAUAAUAUGCUAAAAAUACUUCAGGUUUUUAAACAAUUUUGACAUAAAAUUAUGUUUUGCAAUCUACCCUGUUGAAAAUUUCUCAAGAACACUUUUUACAUUUUUAUAAUAAAAUAUUUGGGUGAUAUAACUUAAAAAUACAAUGCAGGCAAUUAAAACUUUUCCUUUACCAAUAUACUUUGUGUUGGGAGCUGCUUGAAACUUCAAACAAACAACUUUUAUAAACAUAUACAAGUUCCAGUUUUGUGACAUUGCAUGGGUUUUUUAAAGACAAAGAUCUACUGAUAGUUGCUUGUACUAUGUACACUUUAGGAAAGCCCUGUGUAGUGACAUAUAAAGCUGAAAGUCUUUCAUACUUUGAGCUCGCACAUAUAACAAAGAAACAAUUUUACACUGUGGUAAUAAAUUUUAAAUUUCUUAUACCUUUUUGUAAAGAUUGAACACACUUUAAAUAUUAGUUGGGAUUUUUUUUCUAUCAUUUUGUAUAUCUUAUUUAAAGUAUUCUCAACUGAUAUAUCUGGCUUUAAAACAUCAAAUUGACAAUAUAUUUAAUAUAGAUGGCCAUUAGAUAAUACUAAUUAAUGUCUGCUGUAGAUUAAUUUCAACAUCAAAUGAAUAUUUAACAUUAUGCUUUACAAUCAGUGCUAAAAAUAGUUAAGCAAAUGACAUUUCCUAACAGAAUCAUGUUAAUAGAUCUUUAAAAAAAAACUUUAUAAAUUAAAAGAUUGAGUACUCUGCACAAUUGUUAAAUAUUCCUUUUGCAUAUUUAAGUAUGCAGAUACAAACUGAAAAUUAUUGUAAUCUGUGGCAAGUAUAUCAAAAUUUGUUUGGUAUCACAAAAUCUAAUAUAGAUAAAUUUGUUUUAGCAGGUGCACUUAUUACUCCUGGAAUUAAAAACAUUUUGAUAGUCUGUUCUGCAUACCAUUCUGAGUCCACUUUUCACUCUUAGAAGAAUCGUAAAUUUCAAUGUCCUUUAUUUGAUUCAGUGAGAUGUAACUGUUGUAUGUGAUAGAGCACAGAUGUGCAGUAGUAGCUUGUUUAAUGACAUUUCACUGUACAUCCCUUGGCCACCAUUAUGAAAUUUUGCUUUAUUGUGUUUACAAGUGCAAAGUAUAUUUAUCAUGAUAGAAUUCCAUUGUUGGAAUAGUUUUUUUUUUCUUUUUAAUAUGCUUUAUUGGGAUAGGAUUGUGUACGUAUUUUCUGAUUACAUUAUAAAUCGGUGUUACAUCAUUAUUUAUCACGUUUCAUGAGAAAAGUAAUAAAAUACGUAAAUUAGAAGAAAAAGUUUUUGUUAGGUAAGCAUGAUGUUUGAAUCCUGUUUUUCAAUUUUAUAAAUGUUUAUUGCAGCAAAAUUUGUAUUUAAGUCUCCAUUUUUGAAACCUUGUGAUUUUUGUUAAUGCAUGUCACAAUUGUCAUCCCACAAAAAUUGAUGUGCAGCAUAAGGUGUUAAAUAUACAUGCUUAUCUUGAAACAGAAAUAGUUGAUGGUCAAAUUGUAAAUGUUUUGCAAAAGAAAACCUCUUAUAAAAAUUUUGUAGUAAUAUUUCACUUGUAAAUCUUUUGUAAGAAAAGAAGAAAAAUAGAAGGAAAACCCAUUCUAGAAUCUACAAAUUAAUUCUGCCAACAAAGUCUUUAAGGCAUUAAUUUUUACUCUGCUGAUUUGUAUAAAUUUUGUGUGUUUUUGUGGAUUUGGAACUAAAACUGUGUAGAUGUUGCCUGCAAUAACACUGCAAGUAACUUAUUAAAUUCUUUUUGAUUUACAUGUA
Molecule: messenger RNA, 6714 nt
Organism: Crotalus tigris (Tiger rattlesnake)
Lineage: Eukaryota; Metazoa; Chordata; Lepidosauria; Squamata; Viperidae
Gene: SP4
Product: Sp4 transcription factor
Exons: 6
Coding region: 287-2596 (769 amino acids)
Source: RefSeq, a predicted model, not a curated record